UGACAUAUGUUUUGAUGUAACAUGGCGCCUUUAAUUGUCAGAGUGUAACAAAACUUCUAGAAGAAUGUACAAUUUUUCGAAGUAUUGAACUUGGAACCCAACACAGAAUGCCAGUUGAUAUAAAUCGAUUGACAGAAGGUUGGCUAGAAUUGGAAAGUGACCCAGGUUUGUUUACACUAUUGCUAGAAGAUUUUGGAGUGAAAGGUGUACAGGUAGAGGAAAUAUAUGACUUGCAGAAAUCAUUGGAGGGUCCAGUAUAUGGAUUUAUAUUUUUGUUUCGCUGGAUAGAGGAGAGAAGGUCCAGGCGUAAAGUUGUAGAGCAAGAUGAGAGCUUUGUAAAAGAUGAGGAGAUCGUUAACAAUAUAUUCUUUGCGCAACAGGUUGUGCCCAAUAGCUGUGCAACUCAUGCACUGUUGUCAGUGUUACUUAAUUGCCCAAAUAUUCAUUUGGGUACAACUCUAUCCAGAUUGAAAAUGCACACAUCAGGUAUGUGUCCAGAGAACAAAGGUUGGGCAAUUGGAAACACCCCUGAAUUAGCGUGUGCUCAUAAUUCGCAUGCAAUGCCCCAAGCCAAGAGACGCCAAGACAAAAAUACUGGAGUGUCCACUGGUAGAUUCACUGGGGAAGCUUUCCAUUUUGUUAGUUACGUACCAAUCAAUGGCAGACUGUUCGAAUUAGAUGGCUUGAAGCCGUAUCCUAUGGAUCAUGGCCCAUGGAAAGAACACGAGGAGUGGACUGAACAAUUUAGGCGUGUGAUAACCGAUCGUUUAGGGAUGGCAACAGGGGAGCAAUUACAGGACAUAAGAUUUAAUUUAAUGGCAGUUGUUCCUGACCGUCGGUUGGCUAUAUCUCAUAAAUUAACUAUGUUAAAGACUAAUAGACAAAUAGUACUAGAGGCAUUACAACAACUUGUUAAGUUAAGUCAUCAAGACGGGUCCGAAAAGAACGUAAACGACUCUGAUAAGUCGGAUAAGCACUACGAGAAAAAGAGCAAAACCGACGACGAUAAUGUUUUACCUAAUAAAUCAGAAAUCGACGACUCCUCCGUGCCAGCUAUUACUGUUGAAAGAAAUGAUGCUGCAGGGGACAUGGAGGAAUCAGGGUCGGGCAUAACUUCUGGCAAGACAGAAUCAAACGGUAUGGAAAAGGUAGUAAUGUGUGCAUUGGACUAUGCAACUCCACUUCGAAUUCAAACUUCACCAGCCCACAGCUCUUCCAGUACCGACACAUCUUCAGAGAUCGGGUCCGCGUUUAAUUCUCCAACUCAAGCAUGGGGGUGGAAUUCUGGCCAAAGCAGUCCCACGUCCACGAAAGACUUCAAAAAAUUUGUGGUGAUUAGGGUAGCUGGGGAUGAGAAGCACGAGGCUGGUUUGAGUCGAUCUCUGGGAAACAUCAAUAUAAAUGGUAAAAGACUAGUUUCCGACAGUGGUCACCUGCAUAAAAAGGUCUGUUUAUCUGGAGAAGUUAGGAUACCUCAUGCUAGAGUAAAGACCAGCAAUGGUGACACAGUUACCGAGGAGAAAAAAGUUGAAAAAAUAGAUCCAAAAUUAUGUUCGAAGUAUCCGGAAUUGUUUGAACCUCACACGUUCGCACCUAAAGAUCUUUUAGCGUUGUUGAAGAACCUGGAGCACGAAAUAAGUAUCUGCGAGACUAGUUUGAAAGACGAAAACGACAAAAGGAACAAAUACAAGAUCGACGAUUGCCGCAGAACACACAAUUACGACGAGUUCAUUUGUACCUUCCUUUCGAUGCUUGCUCAACAAGGUAAAUUAGCGGAACUGGUUCAACAGCACUUGACCUUAAAGAAGCACACUUCUGUGUCGGUGAACAGGGUUCACAGAUCUUCAAAGAAGACGGACACGCGUCCGAACUCUUCUCGCAGACGACGAGGAAGAACCAAAUGCAAGAAACGAAAAUAAUGAAUAUUAAGACGGAGAAUCGAAGGCGUCCCACUCAUGGAAUUGUCAAUAUUGAAAAUUAUUGAAGAAGAAUCGCUGCAAGCGCAUAGUUUUACAAAGAUAAAAUAUAAAAGGAAGAUCGUACGAUUGUUAAAGCGACUUAGUUGCACUCGAUGCUACUUACCUGUUGCAUUAAUGAUGCCGGACGAUCAUUUCUUCGUUUUCUUUCACACGAUUCAGAAAUUCCUAACGAAAAAUGAAGUCUUCUCCGAGACAAUCGUAGUAGAUUCGUCGGCUGUGCUGGCCACGCACCUUUCGUUCUCAAACUCUUCGGACCCCUUGCACGAACGACAGUUAUACUUUGUAACUGUACGAACCAUCUUUACGGUAUAUUUUUUAUAUUUUUCCUCGUAUUAACGCGCGAUGCCGUUUACCGGCACACGCAUAUUUAUGGAAAUUGCGAGCCCACUGGGUACCCUUUUUGGGUACCCAUCAAUAAGUUUUAUCUUUACAUUUUGUUUUCAUAUGAAAUAUAUGGUUUCCUAGAUACCAA
Megalopta genalis is the source of this 2451-nucleotide messenger RNA. It is a transcript of the gene calypso, whose product is annotated as ubiquitin carboxyl-terminal hydrolase calypso. Gene Ontology annotation, molecular function: cysteine-type deubiquitinase activity. The record is from RefSeq and is a predicted model, not a curated record. Gene Ontology annotation, biological process: ubiquitin-dependent protein catabolic process; protein deubiquitination. NCBI's taxonomy places the organism in Eukaryota, Metazoa, Arthropoda, Insecta, Hymenoptera, Halictidae. Gene Ontology annotation, cellular component: cytoplasm.